AGUUAGCAGCUGAUGAAGUUAGAAUGUAGUGUUUGCUGGAAGCAGUCUGUGAAUCUGUUGAGGCCUGUUGCUCUAUGGAAGUGGUUGCUAGCCUUGGGACCCCAGAAGUUCUUGGACAACAAUUCCCAGAAAUCCUGGCCCGCCCAGACAGUGGUGAAGGCCAGUUGAUUGGGGAAAACAGGGUUGUCUACUUUGGGAAGACUUGCUCAAUUCUGCUCUGAUAUGCCAUGGCGAGUUGCAGAGGUGCUUUUAGGAAUCUCAAUGUUUGGCUUGGACUCUUGGAGAAGUCUCCGUACAAACUCUGUGCACCCUGGAAGCGGGUUCUUUGUUCUGCAAGCCAAGAGCCAAUGACUGCAGUUGUCCCCAAACACUUCUCCAUCUCCCCCAUUAAACACUAUGUAUUUUUAAUACCUUUGCCCCAAAAUAUUCUGAGGAUUUUUGUUCGACUUAAAAGUGACAAAAGGUCUCAGAAGAGGAUGAAACAAACUGUGCAAGAAGAAAGUGAGGACGAGGAGGAGGAGGAAGAAAAGGAAGAAGGAAAUAGUUCAGAAGAUGAGUUUGAAGAUGACUCUGCUGUAGUGAAAGAUUACAAAGAUCUUGAAAAAGUAGUGCCCUCUUUUCGGUUUGAUCUGAUCAUGAAAACUGGUCUAGAUAUUGCAAGGCACAAAGUGGAAGAUGCCUUCUACAAUGGUACACUCAGGCUGAACGGAGAGAAACUAUGGAAGAAAAGCCGAGCGGUAAAGGUUGGUGAUACAUUGGAUCUCAUAAUUGGAGAGGAUAAAGAAACAGAAACUGCUGUAGUUAUGAGGAUUGUCUUAAAGAAAGCCUCAGAGAAGAAUGAGAACGAUAAAUACAAAGUGGUAUUGAGGCGGUGGAAGAACCUAAAGGUGCCCAAGCAGGAUGUAUUUAAGUGAACUAGGAUUUGCAUGUGGUGGUAGUUUCCCUGUGAACAUCCAUUUUUGUUACAUAGUACAUGAAUUUUGGUUAAACAAAAUCCUCAAACCCUUUUUAAUAAUUUCAGUUGGCAACUUCUGUACUGAUAACAUUAGUAAACUGUUCCUGUGAGAUUCCGUUUCUGCUUUUUCAUUCUGAGAAGGAAGAACAAUGUUUCUACAGAAGACAUAACGAUGGAAUAAAAGGGAAAGCGACUCAA
Messenger RNA from Pogona vitticeps (central bearded dragon), 1153 nucleotides. The record is from RefSeq and is a predicted model, not a curated record. Lineage: Eukaryota; Metazoa; Chordata; Lepidosauria; Squamata; Agamidae.